Molecule: messenger RNA, 2304 nt
Organism: Lactuca saligna
Lineage: Eukaryota; Viridiplantae; Streptophyta; Magnoliopsida; Asterales; Asteraceae
Source: the annotation of a GenBank genome assembly
GUAACAUUUAAUUCAAAAUAAAUGGAUAAAAUAACAUAUUCAAUGAGACUUUUUUUUUCCUCUUGCUACAAUGCUUGAUUUCAAAUUGUGAAAGCAAAUUUUUUAGACUCACAUGUAUGGUAUAGAAUUUUAGACUAAAAUGAUAACAUUGGAUCAAGUUAAGAUCAUAGUAUCGUAAUCGUUAGUCGGAUUCUAAGAUUAUGAUAUAAAUCUUGAUUCACACGCAUAUAAAAUAUUUUAACAAAAAAUAUCCAAUGAUUUGAAGAGGAUGGGAUCUAAUAUGAAACCAAAAGAAAAUAUAUCUAAUUAUUGGAACUUGAAUGAAUGCACCCACCUUCGUUGAUGACGAAAACAAGACACGAGUCAAAGUGACACCUAUCCAUUCUCUCUUCGUGUCAGCCGACUUUUCUCUCUCACCGGAUCCGUCCAAACUACAUGACGAACGCAGUGACACCAUCGUCCCUCACCGUCGAUGGGCCCAACCACCUACGCGUCACCUCCUCAUUCGCACAAUCCACCCCUCGCACACUUUUUGUUGUUUUACAGUUUGCACAGAAAGCGAAAGAAAUUCAGGGCUGCGGUCAAUACUCAGUUUCUCAAUACCCCAGGAACAACCUCGAAUCAAAGCCUUCUUAUCCAAGCAACUCUCUCUCUCUCUCUCUCUCUCUCUCUCUCUCUCUCUCAUGCUCGUUCCACGAAGCCACGUUUUCAAGUUGUUCCAGAUUCAAUCCUCCACGUGCUCCCCUCCGUGUUUAUAUAUAUCUCUCUCGGUUGUUAAUCAUAUUGCUGCUGAAGAAGAAGAAGGAGAACCAGAACCAGAACCAGAAGCAGGAGAUUUGAAGAAAAAAGGAAGACCAAUUGAGGUUUAGAAGAAGUGAUUACUGUUUACUGAUAAAUCAUUCUGUGAAAGAUCUCGUGAGAGAAUGACUUGCGAUAAUUUGGAGUUGCCACCGGGGUUCAGAUUCCAUCCGACGGACGACGAACUGGUUAUGCAUUACCUAUGUCGAAAAUGCGCAUCUCAACCGAUUUAUGUUCCGAUUAUAGCAGAGAUUGAUCUGUAUAAGUUCGAUCCAUGGCAGCUUCCUGAUAUGGCUUUGUAUGGAGAAAAGGAGUGGUACUUCUUCUCACCUAGAGACAGGAAAUAUCCCAACGGAUCACGUCCCAAUAGAGCCGCCGGAACUGGUUAUUGGAAGGCCACCGGAGCCGAUAAACCAAUCGGAAAACCGAAGCCGGUUGGGAUCAAGAAAGCGUUGGUGUUCUACGCCGGAAAAGCUCCCAGAGGCGUGAAAACCAAUUGGAUAAUGCACGAAUAUCGUCUCGCCAACGUCGAUCGCUCCGCCGGAAAACGAAACAACAAUCUCAGGUUAGAUGAUUGGGUACUAUGUCGAAUCUACAACAAGAAAGGUACUCUCGAAAAGCACUAUGUGAACGAUAAUCAAUUUUCCGACAUGGAAGUGGAAACGAAGCCCAAAAUUACACCGUAUACCCCUACUCCACCACCGCUACAACCACCGUCGACAACCGUACUCCAUCACGUAACGAACGACGUAUUUCACUUUGACACAUCCGAAUCGAUUCCAACUUUACAUACGGAUUCAAGCCCUGAACACGAAAGGGAGGUAGAAAGUGACCCAAAAAGAAGAAAUGAUUUCCAAUUCAAUUACAUAGACCCGUUUCAAGAUGACGCUUUUACCCCUACACCAUCGCAAUAUUACAAUGACUAUCAACUCUCCCCUUUACAAGACAUGUUCAUGUACACACCCAAGCCCUUCCAGAUGUGAGAAGAGUUGAUGAGUUCACCAUGUGCACUUGAUGACAGUAUUUUGUACUGUUGUUUAAGCGUAAAGUACAUAUCGAGAAAGUUGGGCAAAAGAUGAAGAUUCUAUGUAUGUAUGUAUAUCAAGUGGAAAUGGCCCAUUCUUGAAUUGGGAUAAGACAAGUUGAAGGGUAUAAUGGGUACAAUUUUGUGUGGGCAAAUGGAGCAAGUUGUUGGAAGCACAAAUGGUUGAUUUAGGGGGGGACACCUAAUGGGUAGAGUAGUAGUAGAAUGGGCAAAUUGCCAUAGAUACAAGAAUUCUUGGUCGUGGCUUAGUUUUGCCCAAAUGUAGAACACAUUCAUUUCCUUAUUAGACUUGUAAUUUGAUGAAAAAGGGAAUGAAAUAUAAUGUUAAAUGUGUUGGUUUUUACAACUUUAGGUUUAAUAUUUCAUGGUGUGUAGAUAUGGUGUAAAUGUGUUUUAAUUUUUCAGGUUUGAACAAUUUAUUAUCUUAUCAAUUUAGGCUGCGUGAUAACGAUAAAGAAAGG